AACAUUCACUGGAAUCAUCAAAGAAUAAGGUUUUAAGGAAUGCUGUACAUGUUGAGGAAGCUGAAGUGGAGAAGUGUGUCAGAGAUGUAAUGAAAGAAAAGAAGAUUGAACAGCAGGAUACAGGGUUUAAGAAAAAUCUGCAUAUAUCCUUACUGCAGAUAUCAGGUUAUAAAAAGCUGUAUUUGAAUGUGGAAAAUCUGAGGAAGGUCCCAUAUGACUCAGAGAAUGAAGAACAUGAGGAACAGUUAAUUGAGCUCUGGAAUUUGCUGAUGCCCCACGAGAAUCUGAAGGCCAGGAUCACCAAGCAGUGGUGCGACAUCGGCUUCCAAGGUGAUGAUCCCAAAACAGACUUCAGAGGAAUGGGCCUGCUGGGGUUAGUGAAUUUAGUGUAUUUUAGUAAGCAUUACACCGAUGAAGCUCGUCAGAUCCUUUCCCGUUCCAAUCACCCAAAGCUGGGAUACUCUUAUGCAAUAGUUGGAAUCAACCUGACAGAAAUGGCAUACAGCUUACUUAAGAAUGGUGCUUUGAAGUCUCAUCUGUACAACGUGGUCUCUGGAUUGCCGCAGCUGGAGCACUUCCAUCAGUUUUACUGUUAUCUGGUUUAUGAGUUUGACAAGUUCUGGUUUGAAGAAGAACCAGAAAGCAUCAUGCACUUCAACCAGUACAGAGAGAAAUUCCAUGAAAAAAUUAAGGGACUUCUGCUGGAUUGUAACGUGAUCCUAACCUUACAAAAUAAAAAGAAACCGUAACUCCUCUGCAAUCUAUGAGAUUCUGCAUCAAAAAAGGAAUGCAUUUGGAUGGAAGUUCUGCAUAUUUCACCAGAAACUGUUCAACAAUAGAACGUCCUUUUUUACAUUUAAAAA
Messenger RNA from Apaloderma vittatum (bar-tailed trogon), 863 nucleotides. It is a transcript of the gene ELMOD2, whose product is annotated as ELMO/CED-12 domain containing 2. The record is from RefSeq and is a predicted model, not a curated record. Gene Ontology annotation, cellular component: membrane. NCBI's taxonomy places the organism in Eukaryota, Metazoa, Chordata, Aves, Trogoniformes, Trogonidae. Gene Ontology annotation, molecular function: GTPase activator activity. The annotation marks the transcript as partial. The transcript is spliced from 7 exons.